GCAAUGCGCGUGUUAAUUGUCACCCGUGAAACUAAAGACCCAACGCUGUUGUCUUUCCUUUUGCCAGAUCGAUUUGAAAGAACCAUUGAAAGCUUUCUUGUAGAUUGGUUUCACUGGACCCAGAGAUAGACGGCUAAAUAAUGGAGACCAAGAUGUCGGCAAAGAGUUUUCGCGUGAGCGACGGGGACUGGAUUUGCUCAGAUAAAAAGUGUGGGAACGUUAACUUUGCCAGAAGAACAAACUGCAACAGGUGUGGCAGAGAAAAAACAACUGAAGCUAAGAUGAUGAAGGCAGGAGGAACAGAGAUUGGAAAGACUCUUGCUGAAAAGAGCCGUGGCCUCUUCAGUGCUAAUGACUGGCAGUGUAAAACCUGUGGUAAUGUGAAUUGGGCCAGAAGGUCGGAGUGUAAUAUGUGCAAUACUCCAAAAUAUGCCAAGCUGGAAGAAAGAACAGGCUAUGGAGGAGGAUUUAAUGAGAGAGAGAAUGUAGAGUAUAUUGAACGUGAAGAUUCAGAUGGGGAAUAUGAUGAGUUUGGCCGUAAAAAGAAAAAAUACCGUGGAAAGACUGGUUCCAAGGGUUCCCCAGAAGAGAAGAAAAAAGCUGUGGUAGCAACUGCAGUGGAGGAGGAUGAGGAUGAUGAGGAAGAUGAUGAUGAUGAUGAUGAGGAUGGGGAUCUUUCAAAAUACAAACUAGACGAUGAUGACGAUGAAGAAGAUAAAGAUGAUGAGGAUGAAGACGAGGCUGAUCUUUCCAAAUACGACCUGGAUGCCAGCGAUGAUGAAAAAAAGCAGGAGGCUAAAAAGGGGAGCAGCUCAAAGUCUGUCUCCUCCCGUUCUCGCUCGUCCUCCCGCUCCUCUCACUCAAGUUCGCGGUCCAGGUCCAGAUCCCGAUCAAGAAGUUCCUCCAGUUCCAGAUCAGGAUCUCGCUCGAGUUCCAGAGAUCGUGCUCGAUCACGCAGGUCUAAAUCAAGAUCCAGCUCCAGGUCACGCAGGGGGUCUUCCUCUCCUCGAAAAAGAUCUGGUUCAAGUUCCCCAUCAUCAUCUUCACCUGACAGAGGCAAGAAACGAAGCCGCUCCAGGUCUUCGUCUUCUGGUGACCGAAAAAAAAGACGCUCAAGAUCUCGGUCUACAGAAAGACCCCGUAGAUCGUCUUCUGGAUCAUCUCACUCUGGCUCCCAAUCCUCAAGUUCUAAAAAGAAAUAAGUUAAAACCAGGCAUUUUCAAACCAAUAUAUUUUAGAAAAUGCAUGGUGUGUUUUAAAGAUACAGAUGUAUUGUUGAAUCUUAUGUCAUGCUGUUUAUACUUCAUCAUCUUUUGUGGUGAUACACCCUGAAUGGUCUAUUGAAAAUACAGCAGUGGCAUGUCUGUCCUUGCUCUUAGAAACUGCAACUUCUUUUCCUCAUAUCCCAUGCAGUAAUGUUUUAAGGUUGUUUUUUUUUCCUGUUUUUACUUCCAUCAACUAUGCAAAAAGUGAAUGAAUAAUUAAUCAUAAACCACCUUGACAGUAUCAAAGAAAUGCAUGCAGUUUAACACUUGACAACAAUUUAACAUAUUUAGUAGUAUCUUGCAGGAGGGUUAGAUUCAGUCUACGACCAAAUUCAGAUUGUAUACUUUAAGAGCAUAGGGCAAAUCUAAUAAAGCGUUUCAUUGAAUUUAAUCCCACAAACAAUUGCGCACUCUAAAACAUGAUUACAUUUUUUUUAAAUGUCAUUUAUUUGGCACUUUUUUUCCUGAAUCUUGUAUUGACUUGAUAAUCUUGGAUUUCCUUAAGGUAAGUAUUUAAGAUUGUGUCUUUUUCUUUUUAUUUUGUUGUUUGUGCAGGCUUUUUUUUUUUUUAAAUUCUAAAAUAUGAAAUUCUUCCAGAUAACAUUACUGUUUUUCAAAGCUGGGAUUAUAGAAGUUGUUAGCAGGCCUCUGACCAUAUCAGCUAAUUUGCAGCAUCUCUCUUGAGCAAGGCAAACCAUAUACAUUUUAACUUCUCCAUAUUCUGAAUUUGCCAAAAAAAAAAAAAAAACUUUUACUGCUGGGUAAAAGAGACCCCAUAUAAACUAAGAGGCAGUUAAUUUAGAAUUGUGUUGGUAUUUUUUUUCUUAAUUUUUUUUGCUGUAUUUUUGUUUUAAUUGAAGGCUCAAGGUAGUUAAGUCACACAUCCUGAGCUUUCUUCUGAGUAACGGCAGUAAUAGCAUCCAAUUUAGUUUUGUCUUUUGGUUCGUACAAUGAAAUGGCAUUGUAAACAAAAUGUAAAUAAAAAAAAAUGUCAGCA
Molecule: messenger RNA, 2262 nt
Organism: Acipenser ruthenus (sterlet)
Lineage: Eukaryota; Metazoa; Chordata; Actinopteri; Acipenseriformes; Acipenseridae
Product: zinc finger Ran-binding domain-containing protein 2-like
Exons: 11
Coding region: 141-1202 (353 amino acids)
Biological process (GO): RNA processing
Molecular function (GO): RNA binding; lipopolysaccharide binding
Source: RefSeq, a predicted model, not a curated record